UACGAAUGAGCUGAUUGGUGGAGAGAUUGAGGAAAAGGUAAUCGGGAGAGUCCAGGUUGUGGCCGAGGUAGACACAGGGUUGAGCUUUGGGUGCAAAUUUGCCGCCGUGGGUGCGACGUUCCUGAGGGUUGAGGAGGACAUAAGCUGUACACCCCCAUACGCGGAGAGGACGUGCACUGGGCUUGGUGCCGGUCCACAGUUCAGCGGGAGUGAUGGCAGGCCGAAGAGGGUGAGGGUGAAGGUUGUACAGCAGCGUGGCAUGAAGGAGGGCGUAACCCCAAAGGGAAGCUGCUUUGGAGGAGAGGAGGUGGACGGAGGCAUAGCGAGAGUGAUCGUCAACGAGCACUAGGAAGUAAGAGUGCCCGCCACGAGAGCGGACUGGAGCUGGGCCCCAGACGUCCAUGUGGACGAGGUCA
This is a messenger RNA of Closterium sp. NIES-67, 416 nucleotides long. NCBI's taxonomy places the organism in Eukaryota, Viridiplantae, Streptophyta, Zygnematophyceae, Desmidiales, Closteriaceae. The record is from the annotation of a GenBank genome assembly.